Molecule: messenger RNA, 858 nt
Organism: Penicillium salamii
Lineage: Eukaryota; Fungi; Ascomycota; Eurotiomycetes; Eurotiales; Aspergillaceae
Source: the annotation of a GenBank genome assembly
AUGCCUCCGAUUGCGAUUGAACCAAGUGCGGCCUCGGCUGCAAAUCCCCAGCCGCGAACUUUGCCUCGAAGCACGAUGCCCAACAAUGAUUUUAACUGGCAAAUAACGUUGGAUCACAAGGUGGUGGCCAUCACAGGUGCUAACCGGGGGAUUGGGCUUGGGAUCGCUGAAGUCUGCCUCGCGAAUUCAGCCCAGGUGGUUUACUCUUUAGACCUGAUGGAGCCAGGGGAGGACUUUCUCAACCUGCAAAAACGAUACUCCAACUUCCAAUUUAUUCAGACCGAUGUUACCUCCGAAGAAAGCGUUCAGAAGGCUGUCGACCAAGUGGUUGAGGAAACCGGUCGCAUUGAUGGAUUGGUGGCCAACGCCGGUAUGACGAAACAUCAGCCUGCUCUCGACUUUGAGCGGCCCGACAUUGAAAAGCUGUUCAAUCUCAACGUUUUCGGGGCUUAUUCUUGUGCGCAAAUUGCGGCCCGUAAAUUCAUUGAACUCGGUAUCAAGGGAUCAAUUGUCAUGACAUCCAGCAUGACCUCCUACCGACCGAAUCGAGCCGCACCGUCUGCCCCAUAUGGAGCGACCAAGGCCGCUGUUCGGAAUAUGUGCCACACCCUCGCUAUGGAAUGGAGCGAGCAUGGCAUUCGCGUCAACAGUAUAUCGCCUGGUUUCGUCCGCACUGCCAUGACAUAUUAUGUAGAAAAGGCGGCCGACUGGGAUCUCAAAAUGCAGUACUACGGCGGGAUGCCGCGCCUGGCAGAUCCUCGCGAGUUGGGUGGCGCAUAUGUCUACCUCCUCAGUGAUGCGAGUUCUUAUACCAGUGGGAUCGAUAUUCCGAUCGCAGGGAUCGUCGGGGCGUGGUGA